AUGACAGGGCUACUAGACCUGCCCAGCGAGGUUAUUCUGAUGAUCGUUGGGUAUUUACAAACACAAUCGCAUGAAAAGGGCAUCCUGAUGCCCUUUUACUGGUUCAGUGAUGCAUAUCGCCAGACUGUCUUCGAACAUGAUCAGCCGCCUCAAGUGAAGGACCUGCACUCCCUUCUCCUCACUUCGCGACAAUUCAAAGCUCUUCUUCAGCCAAUCCUCUACCGUGAUAUCUCUGUACGCAAGUGGUUACGCUGGAACGAGAAAAGACCAUUUGACCAGCUUAAAUGGAGCCUAGGGAACACUCCCAGCUUGCAGAACCUUAUCAUUACAGCGAUGGUUCCUUGCGUUACGCCUAGCACCAUGUAUGAUGUCAGUGAUCUAUUUUGGUAUCCUUACCUGAAGGAUCUCACCAUUUCUGAAUUCAAGGACUGGGAAGAACUUGAGUUCGAAGACAACGCACACGUUGGUACCUCCGCGGUGGAACAUCUGAGAUUGAUCAGUUGUGGUGCACAAGAAGAGGCUCUGGCAGCCGUGCUGAGCUGGCCAAAGGCUUUAAAGACACUCUCCUAUGACGCCGAACAGGGAGAGUGGGGUGGUCAUAUUGAAGAUCAACCCAUGAAAGAAUGGUCAUGUGAGGCCUUUGUUCGAACGCUGCAGCCACAAAAGGAAACCCUGGAGGAACUAGUCAUGACAAGACCUCGCCUGGAACAUGAAGGGUUAUUCGAGGGACCAGCCAUUAAAUUGGGGGGAUUUUUCGGCCUUGAAAGUCCUGCGCAUUUUUCACGUUUUUCUUUGUGGUUGGGAUGGCUCAGAUGGGAUCUCAGCACGUUUGCCUCCUAA
Penicillium manginii is the source of this 840-nucleotide messenger RNA. RefSeq lists its product as uncharacterized. NCBI's taxonomy places the organism in Eukaryota, Fungi, Ascomycota, Eurotiomycetes, Eurotiales, Aspergillaceae. The coding region runs from base 1 to 840 and encodes 279 amino acids. The record is from RefSeq and is a predicted model, not a curated record. The transcript has a single exon.